AAAUUCAUUUAAAACAAUUAGAAAGGAUAUUCGUACAAUCUUUAUAAAAGUUUUAAACACAGCUGGUGUGGAUACUAUAAAUUGACUGAUUAUUCACUGAGUGAUAACAUAUGAAACAAACGUCACAGCAACAUAUCGGAUACAUUUAUACUGGUGAAAAUUAUACGACAAUGCUAGCCUUAUCAAUCGCGUUUGUUUUGGCUGUCACCAUUUCCGCGGCUCCGCACGGAAAUGAUAAUGACAUAGAAGAUCUAAUUUCAGCACUUAGUUCGAAACGAGAACGACCACGUCCUGGCCGAGAGUUAUACAACAGAGGUGCCAUGCCCCCAAGAAUAGGAAGAGCGUAUUAUGACGACAUGCAAGAUAGUUUUCUUCACACAUUAAAAAGAGAUUUGAUGGAAAAAGUUGAAGAAGAGUUUACCAAGCGACAGUGGAGAGCGUCACGAUUGGGUAAGGACUGGCUGCGACACCAUGGCAAGAGAAUGCAGGAUUCGUUUCUGCACAAAAAAUCAAUUUUUGACAUUCUAAAAGACGAAGUCAACGAUGAAACAAAAAAGGAAACAUCCUUUGUGCAGAAGCUGAAGAAAAGUUUCCCAGAAUGUUACAACAGUAGGGAUCCUUUAUGUGACAAGCUCUACGAAGAUUUAGAAAAAAUUUUAACUGAACUACUUGAAAUAACAUUGCAAUGAGAAGAAGAACAAAAUCUACAUUAUACUCA
This is a messenger RNA of Hydractinia symbiolongicarpus, 718 nucleotides long. RefSeq lists its product as uncharacterized. The transcript is spliced from 2 exons. The coding region runs from base 111 to 689 and encodes 192 amino acids. The record is from RefSeq and is a predicted model, not a curated record. Lineage: Eukaryota; Metazoa; Cnidaria; Hydrozoa; Anthoathecata; Hydractiniidae.